This is a messenger RNA of Ciona intestinalis (vase tunicate), 3075 nucleotides long. NCBI's taxonomy places the organism in Eukaryota, Metazoa, Chordata, Ascidiacea, Phlebobranchia, Cionidae. The record is from RefSeq and is a predicted model, not a curated record.
UUCAUGCGUAUCGUCGUGUGUGAGAGGGGCGUAUUGUAGGCGUUUUUACAGUCGUUUAAAAAUGGUACGAAAAUAAGAGCAAACCUGUUGCGCUGGAGUUCAAGGAAUAAAGUUUUAGUCUAAGUUAAAAUGAAGCGCGUGGCUGCUGAAAAAAGCGCAGACUUACCUACAACAUUAUGGGACGAGAAUUUUUACGAUCUAAUGACGAAAUCAAGCUAUUCAGUUACUCCUAACAAACGUAAACGAAGAACCGGAAGACUUUCCAGCACCUCACUGUCUUGUGUGAAGAGAAGAUCAAACGAGCGCUCACAAGAGGGCAGUAUACACUGGAGUUCAAGUGAUGAUGAACACCAGAAUACUAAACAACAACAAAUCAUCAAUAAUAACAGCAUGCCAGGUAAUCCAGGAAGUCCAGUGAUGUGUACCCCGUCAUGUAAAAGGAUGGACAACAGCCCAACCAAUGACACAGAUUUCUCAAAAUUAAUAUGUGCAGGAAGUCCAGUAUUAUCACAAUAUCGUGUUUCUACUGUGAAAAAGCGAGCGCAACAACCUUCAUUGCUCCCACUUAGUCCAAUCACUCCUGGAUAUCCAUGUUAUAGCGGUUCCCCACUUGUGAAUUUAAGUCACUUAUCUGUCCAUGUUCAUCAACAAAGUAAAAGUCAUUCUGGUCUGGAUGAAACUCCUCUUGCCGUUCCACUUGAUGACAGUGAAAAUGAUGGAAUGAUUGAAGAAUUAAACGAAACGUUUAGUCUUCCUGUCGAAGAUGAAGACAGCAUAGAAAUCUUAACUUCGCAAACCACAGAAACUGAGAGUGACACAAUAUUAUCUGAAGACCAAAUUACCAUUUCCUGCAAAUCAAGCCCCAUCUGUUCUUCAUCCAUGCAAAAAAAACAAACAACAACAUCUGGUGUGAAAGGUUCAUCCUGGAUUGAAUCAGUCAUCAAUAAAAUUGAAGAAGUUGACUCAGCAAAACCAUGCUCCUCCCUCAUGACACUAACCAACUUUGACUCUGCAAAGAAGAAAAAAUUUAAACCCAAUGGAUUGGCAGAGCAACUAUCACGGAUUCAGCGUCAUGAAAAAAGUCAGUUGAAUUUGUUCAAACACCAGCUUAAAGAACCAGGUUUCAGGCACAACAGUUGUGUUAAACUACAAGCUUUAUCUGACCAUAAGGAAGGAUUCCUUCAUGUAAUGGAAUGCAAGGUGUUAAAUAAAGGUAAAGAUGUGACUGACCUUAGUGAUUUUUACACGGUGAUACUCCAGCACCAUCUAGUCACGGAAUACAAUCUUACCUUGUCCUCAGUGUUCACUAUCUGCAGCCCCUGGAAAUCAAUCCAUGUGGAAGAACUGAAGUUUCCUGUUCUACUUUGCAUUUAUCAUCUAAAGUUACCUACUGCCACCUCUACACAGUCUCCAUGUAUAAGUGCAAGUGUUAGUCAGCACAAUUCACUGAAAGAGGACUCAGUGGGAUCUCAAGUUCCAAUCCAACCUUCAAAUAAACAAGCAUGUGAGAGCUUAUUAGAAGCAUUGGAAGCAAGUGAGGAGAGAAGUGGAAUCUCACUUGCUGCAACUGUUCAACGAGUUUAUCAAAGACCAAAUAAAUCAAAAUUUCACUUAUUGUGUGAAGAUGCAUUUGGUGUGUUCUUUGAGCUAGAAGUUGGGGCAGGACUCCUGUUUGAACAAAGUUGGUCAAGUUUGGUAAAACAAGGUGAAGGACAACGAGUCUAUUUCAACAACUUGGAUCUAGUUGGACGUGUAACUCGAUUGCAAUGUCCCCAGUUAAUGAGUUUAACCGAUUCUGUGUGGGAUGAAUCGGGGUAUGGUUUGUAUCAAGUACAAGACAGUCAAAGUCAAACCAACUCUGCAGAUAUACAUGGAACUCCAAAGAUGUUGCUGCCACCUAGUUUUUGCUACAAAUUGGUUGCCAAGUUCAACCACAGUGAAACUGUAUACCCCCGAAAUAAAUCUAAUACCACAGGGUGUAGUGAUUUAAAUCGACCUGCUGCUAAUGGUUCUCUUAAAACGGAUGUACUGUACAGACCAAUACAACUGAGUUGUCUAAAUGAUAUUUUAAAUAAACAGACUGUUUACUACAAUACAAGAUUUAGUUUCAUUGUUAAAGUGUUGCACACGAGGCAUGAAGAACAAAACAAUCCAAAUGACAUCACGUCAUGUCAGUUGGUUUACAUCACAGACACUUCAAUGAAACCUUCCCAAAUCACAUGUCUGAAAAAUAUUGUGCCUGCAACGCAUGCGAUUGAAGAUGGUAGUGUGGUUAUUUUAAAAGAUGCACUUGUGUCUGAGGUAGAGUUGGUAUUGGACGCAUGUAGUCAAGUGAUUGCAUUAAAUGACAUGCAUACUAAUAAGAGUAUCUCUGAUAAUUUUUCACAUCGUUGCACCUUUGCUAAUUACAAUGUUGAAAAGGCUAUUUGUGUUGCCUCUAUAAAUAUCAUGGACUCACCAGACAUUUGUUUAAAUUGUCCAAUUCCAUCUUUUGUUUUGCUUAAUGGAGUCAUAUGUGGAUCAGCUACAGUUAGGAAAACUACCUCAUCAUGUGAUGUACCAUGUGACGCAUCGAAGCUGAAAGAUAAUCAAGAAAUGUCGGGUCCUGAUGAUACUUUGGUUAACGUAAUGGUGCAAUUUGCAUUUAAAGUUAGACUCAAGCUUAAAAACGAAACAUUAUUCAAAUACAUCUGUGAACUAUCAGUUGGACAGGUCAUCAACAGUUCCUCUUUGAAUGGGAAACGAAUUGGGCCACUUCCAUGCUUUGUUUACAGCAAAACCACUGUAUCUUUGCAAACAGUUCUGUAUGCUGAAGAAGUAUCAAAUCCAGUUCGAUGCAAGAUAUAAACCAAUCUGCAAAAGAAACAGAAAACUGCAGAUAAUAUUUGUAAUUUGAAACUGGUGAAAUGUUGCCAUGCAUCUUAUGAACAUUGAACAGUAAGUUUGAACAGUAAGUCGACUGUAGAGUGUAGAACUAUAUCAUAUUUAAAUGAGAACUGGUGGUGAAAUCAUUGUUUUAUGCAUACAAUCUGCUCGCAUGACUAAACUUUGAUUUUUAAGAUUAAGAGAAUCCAA